ACAAAAUAUGUACACCAAAAGGAAAAAUUAACAAGUCAGUUAACUUUGUUUUUAAUGUCUGUAUACUCUACGUUGAAUUUGGACAAUGCAUCUCCAGGAGUGAUGAGAGAGUUUUUAGUUUGGAAGGAUUCCACUGGGAAAACAAAAGUCCAUUUGGAUAGUUGUGUGUUUAGGACGCAGUCUGAUAAGGCAUCGUGUAAAUGUCCAAUAAGGCGUGCUGCGUCAUCAUUAGAUACAUUGAUCGGUCAGCUGAGGGCGAUUUUUAGAGAUCAUGGCAGAGGAUCAGACUGGAACGAGGUAUUAGGUUUCGGUAACCCGAUGGCUGCUCCAUCAAUAAAACGGCAUCUCCAGGCUGUUACUUUGGAACAAUCUAAG
Molecule: messenger RNA, 375 nt
Organism: Lottia gigantea (owl limpet)
Lineage: Eukaryota; Metazoa; Mollusca; Gastropoda; Lottiidae
Exons: 1
Biological process (GO): mRNA transcription
Cellular component (GO): nucleus
Source: RefSeq, a predicted model, not a curated record